GUUAGAAUCAUGAACGUCCUCAAAGGCAUCGCGGAUGUCUUUUCAACAAGGAGCGCCCCUCGAGGCCUCACCGGCGCCCUCGGAACUCCCCUACCGUGGUUCCCAACGACAAAGGCCUUUCGUGAGACAUGCAGUCAUUUCACCGACCUUCCCAACGAUCCAGACCUCGAGAACACGCUGUGCGAGGUCCACUACAUACACCACACCCUCAGAUACUACCUACUCCCCACGACACUGCCCGACGACAACUUAGAGCUGUGCAAGAAAAUGUUGCGGAGUCUGGAGUCACGACGCGAUCUGACGUCGCUGGUACUAAAAGAGACGUCCAUCCUCGACACCAUUUUUGGUAUUUCUCAAUUCCGAAAGCCACCUCCGUAUGAACCGCCUGACCUGCAACGUCGUGUCGUAUCUCUGAAUAACCACUGGAAACUUCUUAACGCCACUCCCACGCCCUUGUCACGCGGCUACGCCACCUCUCACAGCCCGCCCCUGAUGCAAAGAGACUAUGAGCUCACCCUGACACUCGAGCAGGCCGCCGAGGCAGAGCUCCAUUACAGGUUGUGGCGGACUAAUAGGGAUAGAAAAGUGUCGUACCUCAAGGGGCACCCCCCGGAGCCGAUCAAAGCGAGGAUGGUGACGCGCGGUGAAAUCGCCUCGGACGCCGUGUGGGAGGCGCUUCCCUGGACACCAGAGGAGAUGAGCAAGGCGCCGGACGACAGGCAGAUGAAGUUUGAGCCGCUCUAUCAACCGAUAGAGAGUCAGGCUGUGCCGCUGGACUGGGUAAAUCCGGGCUCGCCCCCUGUUUUCACGACGCCGGAAGAGGAGCGGCGCUGGGGCGUGGUUAGGAGGAGGUUCAACGAGAGGAAGGAUCGGCAGGUCGAGCAUGCAAAGAAGCUAAUGGCGGAAAAGAAAGGCCAGGGUGCGGCACGGGACAAGGCGGGAUGA
This is a messenger RNA of Fusarium keratoplasticum, 945 nucleotides long. RefSeq lists its product as uncharacterized. NCBI's taxonomy places the organism in Eukaryota, Fungi, Ascomycota, Sordariomycetes, Hypocreales, Nectriaceae. The record is from RefSeq and is a predicted model, not a curated record. The transcript has a single exon. The coding region runs from base 10 to 945 and encodes 311 amino acids.